This is a messenger RNA of Ilex paraguariensis (yerba mate), 2646 nucleotides long. The record is from the annotation of a GenBank genome assembly. Lineage: Eukaryota; Viridiplantae; Streptophyta; Magnoliopsida; Aquifoliales; Aquifoliaceae.
UCUCUUCAGCUGGCUUUCACGGUAUAUUGUAUUUUCUUCCAAAAAGAUCCAAACAAGGUGGGGGAGAUCUCUCUAAGAACUAAGCAAGAGGUGGAGUUUUAGAGUAAUGGAACCAAGUUCUACUCCAGUUUCACUUUGCUUUGGGGGAAGGGGUUAGGCUAAUUUCGAGGAAACAUCUUUUUUGAUUAUCAGCAAGUCUUCGUUGUUUGUUUCUCUGUGUUACUGUCUCAGACUCAGCUUUUGAGUUGGUUCUUGUAAUCCCACUACCCCAGUUACCUUCAAAGUCAGUUUCACGAUGAUGUCUGAUGAUGGGUUUUCUUCAGUUCCUUCUUCUAUUCGAGGGUUCAUUCAGGAAUUGAACCCAAACCCUAACCCUAGUUCAAAUCCUGUCAAGAGGAAGAGAAGUCUACCAGGAACACCAGAUCCAGAUGCAGAAGUGAUAGUUUUAUCUCCCAAGUCUCUCAUGGCCACAAAUCGAUUCAUAUGCGAAAUCUGCAACAAGGGUUUUCAGAGAGAACAGAACUUGCAGCUACACAGAAGAGGCCAUAACCUUCCAUGGAAGCUUAAGCAACGAAACAACAAAGAGGUGAUCAGAAAGAAGGUGUACAUAUGCCCUGAGAAGAGCUGCAUCCACCACGAUCCAUCGAGAGCUCUCGGCGACCUCACCGGAAUAAAGAAGCAUUACAGCAGAAAGCAUGGAGAAAAGAAAUGGAAGUGCGAGAAAUGUUCCAAGAAAUAUGCAGUUCAAUCGGAUUGGAAGGCUCAUAGUAAGAUUUGUGGGACUAGAGAGUAUAAAUGCGACUGUGGAACUCUCUUCUCCAGGUACUGUACUUCAAACAUCUCUAAAAUUCUGUGGUUUAUAUGAUUAGUUAGUUGAAGUAAUAAAUGAUCAAUCUUGAGCAUUCAUGGCUUUCAUAUCUGAAUUCAAUGAGAUUUUCGAUCAAACAUUACAGGGAUAUUUUUGAUUUAAUUGAGUUGGGUUUGUUUGUAUCAAACAGAAAGGACAGCUUCAUCACUCAUAGAGCCUUCUGUGAUGCUUUAGCAGAAGAAAGUGCAAAAUUUACUUCAGUUCCACCACCCAAUUUGAACUUCAGAAAUGAAAUGAUUAAUGGAACACUUGGCAAAUAUCUUCAAUCUUCCGGAAUACCACAAAUUCCGGCAGUGUUUCAGCCUGAAUUCUCCAGCCUAGAACCAGCUCAGGCGGGCCAAUUCAACAUGGAUGGGCAGAAACCUAGGCUACCACCUUGGUUGGACAAUGCCAAUUCUCAUCUAAAUCUAAACCCCAUUGGAAUUCCAGUAAAUUCUAAUGCUUUCAUAGCAUCAAGCUCCACCGGCUUGCCGGAGAUGGUGCAGAUGGCACCGGAAAAUAUGUUGGGACUCUCAUCUCUCCAGUGGUUCAAGAGGGGCUAUGAAGCAUCAUUUACAGGUGCCAAUCUUUCAUCAUCGUCAAUACCAAGAGUAUUGAAAGAGGAAGAACAUAAUAAAGGAAAUUUGUGUCAAAGCAUGAGUUCAAUGUAUUAUAGUCAUCAGAAUCAUCAAGAAACAACUCAUACUCCUAUGUCAGCCACUGCACUUUUGCAAAAAGCAGCCCAAAUGGGAUCUACAAAGAGCAACUCAGCUCUUUUUGGCAGUGGGUUUGGACUCGUGACCUCAUCUCUCUCUAGUCUUUCCAGCUUCAAUUCUUUGAAACAAAAUAGAAAUGAAGUUCAACAUUCUAUGAACCAAGGACAAGCUCAGAACUUGAAUGGAUUGAUAAAUUCUACGACUGAUUCAGCACGGGCCAUCAAUGGCCAAGAUGGGUUGUUGUUGGGUGAUAUGACCUCGACCUCAUUUGUGGGUAGCAUAAAGAAUUCAGACCCUAGGAUGAAUUUUAAAGGCAAUGGAGUUGAAGGUAGUUUGACAAGAGAUUUUCUAGGUGUGGGGGGUAAUGAAGGCAGACGAUUCUUGCAACAUGAUCAGCUAGCCAACUUUGAUCCUUUGGGUCCAGCCAUGGACUUAAGCCAGUACAAUAGAUGCCACUGAACUCCAUAGAUUGUAAGUAUACCCCUUUCACGUGGCAUACAAUCUGAGCAUUAGUGUGUGUGUGUGUGAGAGAGAGAGAGAGAGAGAGAUCUAGAGAGGGAAAGGGAGAGAGAGAGAGAGAUCCUGUGAAUUGUCAGAGGUAGGAGGGAGGCGAGGCUACUGCACGUUGGAAGGGACUUGACAAAAAGCGACUUGGCAAUCACAAGGCAGAAAGUUGUCUGCAUUUUUUAGGGGUGAGGGUUGUCUACUGUGAUCCUGUGACUAUUUUGAGUUGCACCUAAAGUGGGCACAUAGACUUUGGAGUUGAAUAAAGCACUGUAUUUGUAUCAGUAAGGACCUACUUGACAUGACCUUCACUGGUGUUGAAAUUACCCAGAAAAAUCAAACAAUGAAGAAGAGAGUUACUUACCAAUAAUAUAGUCAUCAUUUGGACUCAUCCCUAGGCAUUUAUCAGUUUGGGUUUGAUCUUUUUCUUUUCUUUUUUUGAUCAGUUUGAGUUUGAUCAAGCAUUCCAAUUCUGAAGUUUAUUUCAGCAUUUCAUGUUUUCCCAGAAAAAUUUCAGGUAUGAAGUUUGAAAUUCAUACACAUGCAAUAUCUAAUAAAUUCGUUCAUGCAAUAUUAUAU